CAAUAACAAAGAGUUGUGUUCUUGAAAAAAAAUCCAAAAAAUGGGAAUCAUAGUUCCAGUUUUGACCCUUGUUUUCCUCCUACUUACUAAAGUGAACCAUGCUGCCUCCAAGAGGGUGAUCCUGGUCGGUGGAUCUGCGGAUUCGUGGAAGGUUCCAGGUUCUUCCAACGACACUCUCAAUCACUGGGCCGAGAACAAUCGUUUCAAAGUCGGCGACACUCUCUUGUGGAAGUACGACGCCAAACUAGAUUCUGUAUUACAAGUGACAAAACAAGAUUACGAUAGUUGCAACACAACAGCGCCAUUGAAGCAAUAUAAUGAUGGAGACACAAAGGUCAAGCUGGAAAACUCAGGAGCUUAUUUCUUCAUUAGUGGCGCUCCUGGUGGUAACUGCGUUAAAGGCGAGAAGAUUACUAUUAUUGUUUUGUCUGAACGCAAACCUGGUGACGGUGGUAGCGAUGGUGACAGUCCUAAGGUUUCUCCGGCUAGUGCUCCAGUUCCAGCUCCAGCUCCAGCUCAUGCACGCCGUAACGCUGCGGUUGGGUCCGGUGUGGGAAGCGGUUUGUUCUUCACCGCAAUUGCUAUUGGUUUUGCUAUGGCUUAG
This is a messenger RNA of Thlaspi arvense, 604 nucleotides long. The record is from the annotation of a GenBank genome assembly. Lineage: Eukaryota; Viridiplantae; Streptophyta; Magnoliopsida; Brassicales; Brassicaceae.